Messenger RNA from Fusarium verticillioides 7600, 195 nucleotides. RefSeq lists its product as hypothetical. NCBI's taxonomy places the organism in Eukaryota, Fungi, Ascomycota, Sordariomycetes, Hypocreales, Nectriaceae. The record is from RefSeq and is a predicted model, not a curated record. The transcript has a single exon. The coding region runs from base 1 to 195 and encodes 64 amino acids.
AUGGAUGUUAGCCGGGAGGUGACCAGUUUCAUGUAUCAAGAUGGUGAGAACCCAUUUGACGAAGAUGAGGGAAGUGUUGAGCAUCCGUAUGUUCCUCAGAGCGAUACCCCUGAAGGUAAUGGGAGGCUCUUGGAUUCAUUUGAUCCCAGUUUUGAGAGACCCAAUGCUAGCAUGCUUGCAACGCAAGGCCGAUAG